This is a messenger RNA of Thermochaetoides thermophila DSM 1495, 2112 nucleotides long. Its product is annotated as putative sequence-specific DNA binding protein. Lineage: Eukaryota; Fungi; Ascomycota; Sordariomycetes; Sordariales; Chaetomiaceae. Gene Ontology annotation, cellular component: nucleus. Gene Ontology annotation, molecular function: DNA-binding transcription factor activity, RNA polymerase II-specific; transcription cis-regulatory region binding. The transcript has 5 exons. Gene Ontology annotation, biological process: regulation of DNA-templated transcription. Bases 1 to 2112 code for a protein of 703 amino acids. The record is from RefSeq and is a predicted model, not a curated record.
AUGGAUAAAGAAGGGCCCCAACAGCUCCGCGACCAACCUCAGCCUCAGGGUCCCGCCCCGGACGUGUCUUCGUCUCAGGAACAACAGCAGCAGUCGCCCACGCAGGCGACAGAGACGCAGACACAACAGUCCUCGUCGUCGUCACCCAACAGUUCAUCACAGAACCAGACCUCCAUCUCCCCCCCGGCGACCAAGUCCCUCCCUGCCACGACAGCCACGACGCCAAUGGCUACGCCAGAGCCAGCAGCCCGGCCCAAGAGUGCCCAGGAGUUGUUUCACCCCAAGAACAAGCGGAAGAGGACCAACUCCCACGACAAGGAGAUCCUCGAGGCCGCGUACCGCGCCAACCCCAAGCCCGACAAGGCCGCGCGUCUGGAGAUUGUCAAGAAGGUCUCGCUGAACGAGAAGGAGGUGCAGAUAUGGUUCCAAAACCGCCGCCAAAACGACCGCCGCAAAUCACGCCCUCUCACUACCGACGAGUUCAUCGUCAUUACCGACGCCACCCAGGUCCAGCCCGACGCGACAGGACUGUAUUACCCCUCCCCUGCUGGUCCCGCUCCGUCUAGCUCGUACUCUGCCCCCCCGACCGUGGCUCAGACCCCGGCCCCGGCACACAUGCAGCCGCCUUCGCAGGCCCCGAUGCGGACGCCCAUGUCGGCUCCUGAGCGUGUCAGACAGCCUCCUUUAUCAUCAUCUUCUGCGGGGGAUAGCUCGGCCGUCAAGGAGACGCCAGAGCCUGAUAGCGUGGCGUGGGAGCGCCGGUCGAUGAUUGGCUUUGACUCGGCCACCCCGAGUCAUGCCCCUCCCGGCACGACGCGCUCCGCGCCAGCGACGCUGACAAGGACAUUCUCUGGUGAUGUGGGCUAUCUCGCAAAUAGGUGGAAUACCGGCAGUGCGGUGACGACGCCUAGGACGCCGUUUACAUCUGAUACCCGCCCGCUGCCCCCACCAACUUCCUCCUCCUCCCAACCCCUCCGCCUCUCUCUUUCCUUAGACGGCAAAGCCGAGCUGGUCUCCAACCUGCCCUCUCCCCCACGCCCAACACCAACACCUCCAUUAGCCCCUCCCCCCAUUCCUCGUGCCGGUCUGCAGAGAAGUUACUCCACCUCCGCCGUCUGCUGUACCCCCUCCACGCCCAUAACCCUCCCCCCUCUGAGCUCCAUAACCUCGUCUCUUCCCCCACCAUCAAGUUCUAAGUCGACCCCCACGGCGAAACCGCCCCUCCCCCCUCGUCUGACAAGGGGACGCUCCCUGGAUGUUUCGGCAUGGGAGUUCUGCUGUGAUAGUGAGAGUAAGGGGGAGGAUGCUUUGUCGGUACAGGCGAAGCUGGAGAGUCAGAAUGCGAGGGAUGCGAUGGUAGAGAUUAAUUUGGUGAGGAGUACGGGGGGCGCGGGGGCAUACCUGGGACGGAGGAGGGGGUCGCUUGGUGGAGGGCAAGGAGUUAAAAGGCCGAGGGCUAGUCUGGGUACCAAUGGGAAGGUUGGGGUAUUGGGGGUGAAGGGAGGAAGUGUUCUCAAUCAGCAGCAACGGCAGCUUAUUGGUGCUCGGGCAGGGGAGAAGGUUGAUCUGACUGGGGCGAAACCUCCCGCCGGCAUUCAGAGCUACCGCAUCUAUGAUGGGGAUGACUCGGAUAAAGAGAACUGGUCGCCCGAGAAGGCGGAGUGUCUCAGCUUACGGAAGGAAUCCCCGCCGCACGGAUUUCGAGAGCACGCGGACCCGGCUGGCAAGGGAUAUGAUGCUCUCUACGACAGCACGCAAGUCGCAUACCGCUCCUGCGGGAGGGUCAGGCUCAAUGACCGACUUAUUCGAUCCCCGCCGACGAAGCGCUCACCGCCUAGCGUGGAGGUCUACCGCGAUGACGACGACGAUUCGGACAUUGAUGAAGAGGAUGAGCGCAGCUGUGAGGAGAGCAACUGCCAAGGAGAUGAAGCAGAGGGAAGAGAUGGCAGCUGCUGCCGCUCGAGUCCGACAAACUCGCAAGCUUCGGGACGAUCGUCGGCGCUGCUGGAUGAGGAAGUGGAACGAUUCAUGCAAAGUGUCAGUCCGAGUAAGAAGAGCGAUGCGGAUGCCGUGGCGGGGUUGUUGAGUUUGAGUCAGGGGAAUUGGAGGUGA